Molecule: messenger RNA, 1260 nt
Organism: Penaeus vannamei (Pacific white shrimp)
Lineage: Eukaryota; Metazoa; Arthropoda; Malacostraca; Decapoda; Penaeidae
Source: RefSeq, a predicted model, not a curated record
AGACCGCGGGAUCAAUAUGUAAAAAGCUAGCGUGUGAGCUUCAGAGUGUUGUUUACAAUCAUGGCUGGCUCUCGUGUCUCGUGCGGCCUCGAGUGCUGUAAUGUUUACGAGAUAAAUGACAGCCUGCAGGAAUCGUCAAAGGCUGGAUAUGAUUUCCUGUCCAUCCCUUUGGCACAUCCCCGAUUCACAAGAGAACACGUAGAUGGUAAAGCCAAAAACAGACCUGGUGCUUUUACGCGCUCCGAUCUUCUCCUGAGCAGUUCAGAAUGGAACAGCCUGAUUGUGGGUCGGCUGAGUGCAGGCCCAAUCCUGAGCCUGGAGUCAUCCAACAACAGUCUGCGGCAGAACAGCGAAGACACAGUCACUCAGGAACUCACCUUUGCCGCCCACCUGGGACUGCCGGCCAUUAUGUUCACCCUCACGACUGACAGGUGCUGCAACAUCGCACGUCUUAUUCACAACAGAGUUGUUCAGGGUGUCUGUUACCAGGUUUGGGUGAGAGUACCAAUGCAGGCACCAGAGGAGUUGGCGGCACAGUAUCGCUCCGACAAAUCUCCGAGUGAGGAUGGGUUUGGGGUUGACACUUGGACGUGGUGGAAUAGAUUCCAUAGUAUAGCCAAUGUAGAGAAAAAAAUUGGCCUGGCACUAGAAGUCUCCGCAGAUCUUCCAGAACAAUCUGUUAUUGAUAGGUGGUUAGGAGAACCCAUUAGGUGUGCCAUUCUUCCCACAUCCAUAUGGCUGACCAACAAGAAAGGGUUCCCGGUCCUCUCCCGCGCACACCAGCAGCUCGUGAGGGGCCUCUUCAAGCUCCAUGUGCAAUUUGUGGUGUCAGGGCCUCUGCGGCAUCAGCAUUUUAAGCUUUAUCAGCAGUAUCUAGAACAUAUUAUCAGGGUGAAUCAAGAAAUGGACCCUCUCAUGGACUUUGCGAGAGGGUACGAGGACUACCUCCAGUGUCCCCUCCAGCCCCUUAUGGACAAUCUGGAGUCGCAAACAUAUGAGGUGUUUGAGAAGGACCCUGUCAAGUACUCUGAGUACGAGCGUGCCAUGUACCUGGCCAUCUGCGACAAGAUACCCGAAGAGGAGAAGGACACCAAGGAGAUAGUUCUGAUGGUGGUUGGUGCUGGCAGAGGACCCCUUGUGCGUAGAGCCUUGGCCGCGGCAAAGGCAGGACAUCGGAAGAUAAAAAUCUAUGCAGUCGAAAAGAAUCCCAAUGCAGUCGUAACACUGCAAGCCCAGCAGGAUGAAGAUUGGGGUGACCAG